GAAAAACACAUCAGAGAAAGGGGAAACAGGGAAAAAAAAAAAACGGAUUUUGAUAACAUCCCCUAAAGCAAGCGAAUAUUGAUACAUAAAGUUUGGAUUUUGUUUGUAUUUGGCACCAUCACAGUUCACCGCAACAAAACAAAACACAAGAAGAAGCAACACAGCCACAAAGAGAGAGAAAGAGAAGAAAGAGAAUAAGAAGAAGGAGAAGGAGAAGGAAGAGGAGAAGAGUCCUUCACUUCUUUUGAGAUCUUGUGAGAUCAAGUCCACAACUUUGAGCCAGUAUCAUGGGAAGAGAAGUUUCAGGAAUACAAUUUGUCGACAAGAAGCCAAAUGGUGUUUCACCAUCUUCAGACGGCAGUACAAAUGACAAAGUGCGCAUUGCCCCUAGAAUCUCAAUAUCUAAGGUUCAAGCAAAGGAUCAUGGGGUAAAAGAACAUACUGAAGCUAAUUCUUUUGAUCAGAAAUAUCAUGAGAAGGAUGUUUUGAAUGCUAAUGCCACAAAUGGAGAUGCUGACAUGCCUGAGGAGAUUGAAAAGUCUGAAAUACAGACGACUGGUGAGAACAAAAUGUCAAUCCCACCUACUGCAAAGCUAUCAGAUCUGGACAAUGAAAAGCAUGGAUCCUACACGGAUAUUGUUGAAACUGAAGCUGCCUCAAAUGGUUUGAAUUCACCACCAAAUGCUAACACCAUGCACUCGCCUGUCUCAUCAAAGAAUUCACAGACAAAUUCAACAUUUUCAUCAAUUAAGCCCUUGCCACAUGAUCAUAAGAAGUAUCAUGAUGAUGAAGACAAUUGGUCUAUUGCUUCCUCUAUUAUAUCAAUGCGCACUGCUAGAUCUAAGGUGACUGUUGGUUCUGCACCUACAUUUAGAAGCUCCCAGCGUGCAGAGAAACGGAGGGAGUUUUAUAUGAAGUUGGAGGAGAAGCAGCGAGCUCUUCAAGAAGAAAAAAGCCAGUAUGAGGCGAGGCUAAAGGAAGAGCAAGAAGCAGCAAUCAAGCAGUUGAGGAAGAACUUGGUGAUUAAGGCAAAUCCAGUUCCAAGUUUCUAUUAUGAGGGGCCUCCACCUAAGACUGAACUCAAGAAGCUGCCUCUGACUCGCCCGAAGUCACCGAAACUGAACCGCAGAAGGAGCUUUGGUGAUGCUGUGAAUUCAUCCCCUGAAGUAUGCAGUCGAGGAGCACGCCACAGCACAGGAAGUCACAUGAAAGCUGGAACGAACAGCCCUCUCACUCCAAAGACCAAGGAUCAACACAUUCGCCACAACAGCUUCGGUGCAAGCAAAGCCAAAGAAAGAUCAAAAGUGGUCAAGGAAAAGGCAACACCAGCAGCAGCAACAGCUCCCCCCAAGGUUACCCCCGAGCCGGCAGUGACAGCUCCACCUAAGAUCAUCUCUGAGCAGGCAAAUGCCGACAUAUCGGUCCAAUCAUGAUGAUGAGCUUCAAAAGGGUUUCAACUGACCACCCAGUUGAGAGGAAAAUAGCCUUCAUUUUCCUUCGUAGAGAUGUUUGCAAAGAGAUGUGGUCCUAUUUUCUUUUCAUCCGGACUGACUGAUUUCUUUUUUGUGGUUUGUUUUAACUUGCUGUUGUAUAUGUUUUGUAAGUUAUAUUGGUACACACGCAUCAUCAUCAUGCCAUAUAUAAUGAUAGAGUUAUUGAUGUCAUUAUGUCUGUACCAAAAUGUUGAGUAUGUUCCCCAGACUAGUCCCCGGGAGAAAUGUUACAUUAAAUAUAAUAUAUCUUUGUGUAGGGCUA
Messenger RNA from Arachis ipaensis, 1755 nucleotides. Its product is annotated as protein WVD2-like 2. The record is from RefSeq and is a predicted model, not a curated record. Gene Ontology annotation, biological process: microtubule cytoskeleton organization. Gene Ontology annotation, molecular function: microtubule binding. Lineage: Eukaryota; Viridiplantae; Streptophyta; Magnoliopsida; Fabales; Fabaceae.